This is a messenger RNA of Sciurus carolinensis (gray squirrel), 381 nucleotides long. Its product is annotated as 60S ribosomal protein L31-like. Gene Ontology annotation, biological process: cytoplasmic translation. Gene Ontology annotation, cellular component: cytosolic large ribosomal subunit; ribosome. Lineage: Eukaryota; Metazoa; Chordata; Mammalia; Rodentia; Sciuridae. Gene Ontology annotation, molecular function: structural constituent of ribosome. The record is from RefSeq and is a predicted model, not a curated record.
CCCAGCAGAAUGGCUCCUGCAAAGAAGGGUGGAGAGAAGAAAAAGGGCCGUUUUGCCAUCAUUGAGUUCGUGACCUGGGAAUACACCAUCAACAUUCACAAGCAUCAUGGAGUGGGGUUCAAGACUGCUCCUCGGGCACUCAAAGAGAUCCGGGAAUUUGCCAUGAAGGAGAUGGGAACUCCAGAUGUGCGCAUCCAUACCAGGCUCAACAAAACUGUCUGGGCCAAAGGAAUAAGGAAUGUCCCAGAUCGUAUCCCUGUGCAAUUGUCUAGAAAUCGUAAUGAGGAUGAAGAUUUGCCAAACAAAUUCUAUACUUUGGUAACCUGUGUCCCUGUUACCACGUUGGAAAAUAUACAGACAGUCAAUGUGGAUGAGAACUAA